AUGACUUUCCGGUUUCCGGGGUCGCUCGUGAACAGAGCUUUGCGCAGCAAACUUCUCACCGCGCAGCAACACCGCGCAUCCAUUGCAGCUGCAUUGCGGUUCCCGCAGACACAGACAUGGCUCUCAUCUAGCCCCCGGUUCUACUCCUACGCCUCCGAACGCUCCUCCGGUCGAAACGACUCCUACCGCAAGAAUUCGCGCCCCGCCCCAGGCCGUUUCGAGAAGGAUGGACAAAAGCCGACGAACAGAGGAAGGGGGAAUCGAAAGACAUUCAAGGAUGGUCUAUCUUCAAAGAAAGAUCGGGACUUGUUGAUGGCUAUUGCAUCUGGCAAGGAAUCGCUCGGCGGCCGGUAUGAUGUUGAUAGCGAUAUCGCUGAAAGCGAGGCUCUGGAUAAGGAGGCUGCAGAGAAGUGGUCUACUCAAACAGAGACAUCUGGCACCGAGGCGUCUGAAAAUGAUGCCUCGCAAGAUCAAGCUUCUCAGACUGAGACUGCCAAUCGUGAUGCUCCCGAAGAACCCAGUCCUUCGAUGAUAAAAUCACUCAAAGUUCCCAACAAGGUCAUCACUGAGGAGCUGAAAUGGUUGUCCGAUCCUCGUGACUUUGCAGAACGGGUGUCGCGCAUUUUGCACGCCGGUGAUCCGGCCCUGGCGGCGGCGCUGAUCCGUACUGGAACGAAGCAGGGUAUGAGAUGUGAUGUUGCUUGGAAUACCCUGUUCCAAUAUUGUAUGGAUCAGAAUCACCCGCAAGCUGCAUUCAAAUUUUAUAAUGAUAUGAAGAAACGUGGCAGAAAACCGAAUCCAUCGACGUACACAAUUAUGUUGAAGGGUUUCAGCUCAGCCUCAGAAUCACCGAAUAUCGUCAAGACUGCCGCCUCUGUCUACCGCUCGAUCUCCUCCCCGAACUCCGGCGUCAGCCUGAGCAUUAUCCACACCAACGCCAUGCUUACGGUUUGCCAACGGCAUAAUGAUAUGGAUCGUUUGUGGAAGAUUGCCGGAGACCUACCAGAGGAGGGACCAGGUGCUCCGGACGCAGCCACCUAUACGAUUAUCCUGGGCGCCGUUCAAUUCGCAGCUCGUAGGGAUAUUCAGAAAAUGUCCCCUGAAGAGAUUGAUAAGAUUCUUGAGCGGAAGGCUCAGGCUAUGACCGAAGGAAAGCGGAUUUGGGCCGAUAUCGUUUAUCGGUGGAAGAACCAAGCCCUGGAACUUGACAACUCUGUUGUGAAUGCCAUGGCUAGCUUGCUCCUGGACGGUGCUAGUGACAUUGACUGUUACAAUGUCAUGGAGCUGUAUAAGCAAACUAUGGGUAUUCCCAUACUGCAAAAACGGCCUGUCGAGUCUGAGAGUUCAUCCCGUCGCAGGAUCACUCAUGAAGAAACCCAAGCACUCGAACAGUCCCAUUCAGAACGGCAAGAGAGUAUGGAAGAUGUUCCCUUUGUGGAUGAGAAUAAUCAAAUCCUGAGAGAAGCAGAGCCGGACGAGGAGUCCCAGCCUCUUGCCGAAGAACAACCAGAAGAAUUAGAGGAAGAAGAACCAGAAGAGGAAGAAUCAUUUGAAGACCUCUUCAAGCCUGUCGUCCCAGACUCACCGGAGAUUUCUUUCCUCAAGCCAGACAGCAAAGAACUCACUCUUCUUCUGAAUGCCUGCUUCACCAUAACUCACGGCACGGAGGCUGGUAUCAACUACUGGAAACUUCUGACAUUGGAAGACACCAACCAUCUCAUCGAACCCGAUAGCGUCACCUACCUUCAAUAUUUCCGCCUCCUCCGCAUUUCCCGCUCUAGCAAAGUCGGCGUCGCAGCUUUACGGGACCAGAUGAUUCCUUCCGGUGUAGCAAACGGAAAAGCAUUCCACGUCGCCCUCAGUAUCUGUCGCCGUGACCGUCGCAACCACUCGGUUCUUCAGCACGCAAACGAGCUGAUGUCCUUGAUGGGCAAAGCGUUGAUCCUCCCGGAUAUCCGAGUCCUUGAGGGUUACUUAGAACUGAUCCAGAUCCUUUCCAGCCAACCCUCCGUCCUCCUGCACCUGCGAGGCCUUGACAUGGAAGAAACCUCCACCAGGAGCAGACUGCAAGAUAUAGGCCGCAAGAUCCAAGCGAAGCUGCGCUUGGCAGCCCUCGCCACCCUGCGACCCUAUACCGCCCAGCUCCAUGAGGCAAUGGAGUUUGGAGCCCCCUCGCACAAAACUCGCUGGAGCGCCCUCCAAAACCAAAAAUCAGACUCCGUCGCCGGUGCCUCGGCCGUCAAGGUCUUGUCGCGCAUCCGUCUGGUAGUCGACGAUACUCUGAAGGUCGACUAUAAGUCGUUCGUUUCAAAGGCCGAGCGCAAGAUCCUGAUGGAAGAAUCGAACAUGCUGAAGAAGUACUCUGACAAAGAUGUUAUUCAGAACUUCAGGGGCAAGACUAUCUACCCAACACCCGAGCAGAAGAGGUUCGGUGGUGAGCGUAUCAAGAAAUUCCAAUUGGAAGCCCAGAAGACUUUCUGGAAGAAGAAUAUCGAAGAUGGUUCUUCUCAGCAGGUGGAGGAGAAGGUCCCGGAAUGGGAUGAAUCUUUCCCUAAGAAGGACUAA
Messenger RNA from Penicillium arizonense, 2565 nucleotides. Its product is annotated as pentatricopeptide repeat-containing protein. Lineage: Eukaryota; Fungi; Ascomycota; Eurotiomycetes; Eurotiales; Aspergillaceae. The record is from RefSeq and is a predicted model, not a curated record. The transcript has 2 exons. The coding region runs from base 1 to 2565 and encodes 854 amino acids. Gene Ontology annotation, molecular function: protein binding.